CGUGGCGUCACUGGCAGUCUGGCUUCUAGUUCGAAAUAAAAUGUCCGACAAGUUGAGUAUUCUAGACGUAUCCGUGGAGCUGAUCAGCGAGAUAUUCGAGCACCUUGAGUCGGCGGAGGACCGUCUCGAAGUGGUCGCGGUCCAUCCGAAGUUCGCCAAAGGCUUUGCCCGAUUCGCGGCCACCGCCCACCGCACGCUCAAGUGCGGCCAACUGCCGCUUUCGUACUGCUCGAAGGUGCUGCAGCUGGCGGGGGACUCGGUGAAGAGCCUGUCGCUGCAGGACCCGGCCAAUGUGGUGGCUCUGAUGAAGCUGGCCUCCGAUCACUGCCCCAAUCUGGAGGAGAUCUCAAUUCCCGUGCGCACCGAGUACUGGGCCGUCAUCCAGCCGCUUCUCUUGUCGAUGCAAAAGCUGAAACGCAUCGAUCUGCGCAAUGAUUUUCGUCCGCUCGAGGUGAUCGGUACUUUGCUGGAGUUUCCCCAGCUUGAGUUCCUGCUUCUGGUUGGAUUCCGCAACGAUAAUCUGAGUCGCAUCGAUGAGCUGCAGGGCCUGACGUCCUUGCAUGUCAUCAACAAUGAGCCGAUCGAUGUGUACUUGUUCUUCGCCCCCUUGAAGAACCUAACGGAGCUCGAAGUGAAGGUCGCCUACAUGAAUUGUCCGGUCCAGAUUGCCGGCGACGAGUAUUGGCCGAAAGUCAAGGAGCUGACCUUGACAUUUGGCAUUUUUCGCUCGGAAAUGCCGUAUCUGCCGAGCCUGUGGCAUCUUUCCAUCAGUCACGUGAUGCCGGAUAGGAAAAUAUCCCAAUUGUUCGCCAGCUCGGUGUCCCAGUACGCCCACACCUUGGGCUCCAUGGGCAUGGUCUACGAGACUCAGACCGCGGGCACCGCCGACGCCAAGAUCAUUUCGGAGCUGAAGUCCCUGCGUGUCCUGUACAUGCCGUAUGUGAAUAACGCCUUCAUUGGCGCCCUCAAGUCGGACUCGCUGGAGCGGCUGUUCAUCCGCGACUCGUGGAAUCUGACCAAUUCGGGGAUCCUCCGUUUGCUGCGCGGCUGCAAGAACUUGCGUCUCAUCGACUUCGGCGGCUGCAAGCGCAUCACAAAGCACCUGGUGGAGCCGGCCCUCAAGAUACUCAAGAAGAACGGCGUCCGGCCCGAUAAUCCAGUGGAGCUGAGAGUGAACGCCGAGUUCGGAGAUCACAUCUCUCACAUGGACCUUACAUUAAUGGUCAUCAGCAGGGGCACAGCUGAUGGGAAGCCUGACUGGAUCGGAGACAACUUGCCGAGGACAUCCGAGGACAACUGA
Drosophila persimilis is the source of this 1300-nucleotide messenger RNA. RefSeq lists its product as uncharacterized. The record is from RefSeq and is a predicted model, not a curated record. Gene Ontology annotation, biological process: SCF-dependent proteasomal ubiquitin-dependent protein catabolic process. The coding region runs from base 41 to 1300 and encodes 419 amino acids. Gene Ontology annotation, cellular component: SCF ubiquitin ligase complex. Lineage: Eukaryota; Metazoa; Arthropoda; Insecta; Diptera; Drosophilidae. The transcript is spliced from 3 exons.